GGCAGCAGGGGCGGGCGGAGCGCGGCUCCCGCACCGCACGCGGCGCGGGCUCGGCAGCCUCGGCCGGGCGGGCACGCCGGCCCCGUGUCCAGCACCAGGCAGGCUUCGGGGCUCAGGACUCUGCCUUCGGCGAGGGCAGAGGUCCGGUGGGGUGCCCGCACUGGGGGGCGCCAGCGAAGGCUCCCGAGAGCCGCUGGCCCUGGGAGUCAAUGCAUGUGCCCGGCUGAAGACAGCAGCAGCCAGAAGCUCCCGGCACCCCGGCCCCACGCUCUCUGAAUACCAAGCUGCAGGCGAGCUGCCCGGGGCUUUUUGCUCUCUUGCUUUUCCUCUCCUCAAAUUCAGAGUGGGCAAUCCAUACCGAUUUCUUUUCAGGGAAGGGGAAAGACAGGGCCUGGGGUCCCAAGUCACACACAAGUCUUCGCUGCCAUGGGGGCCGUCAUGGGCACCUUCUCAUCCCUGCAGACCAAACAAAGGCGACCCUCUAAAGACAUCGCCUGGUGGUAUUACCAGUAUCAGAGAGACAAGAUCGAGGAUGAACUAGAGAUGACCAUGGUUUGCCACCGGCCUGAGGGACUGGAGCAGCUUGAGGCCCAGACGAACUUCACCAAGAGGGAGCUGCAAGUCCUUUACCGAGGAUUCAAAAAUGAGUGCCCCAGUGGCGUGGUCAAUGAAGAAACAUUCAAGCAGAUCUACGCGCAGUUUUUCCCUCAUGGAGAUGCCAGCACAUAUGCCCAUUACCUCUUCAAUGCCUUCGACACCACCCAGACAGGCUCUGUGAAGUUCGAGGACUUCGUGACGGCUCUGUCUAUUUUACUGAGAGGGACAGUCCAUGAAAAGCUAAGGUGGACAUUUAAUUUGUAUGACAUCAAUAAAGACGGCUACAUAAACAAAGAGGAGAUGAUGGACAUAGUCAAAGCCAUCUACGACAUGAUGGGGAAAUACACCUAUCCUGUGCUCAAAGAGGAUACUCCCAGGCAGCAUGUGGAUGUCUUCUUCCAGAAAAUGGAUAAAAAUAAAGAUGGCAUCGUAACUUUAGAUGAAUUUCUUGAAUCCUGUCAGGAGGAUGACAACAUCAUGAGGUCUCUACAGCUGUUCCAAAACGUUAUGUAACAAAGGACACUCACGAUCCUGCUCUCAGAGACACUGAACAAACACCUCAACGCCCUGAUCUGCCCUUGUUCUGAUUUUACACACCAACUCUUGGGACCUUUUACACUUUGGAAGAAUUCUCUGCUGAAGACUUUCUACAAAACCUGGAACCGCGUGGCUCAGUCUCUGAUUGCCAACUCGUUCUCCUUCCUCCUCUUGAGAGAGACGAGAUGAAACCUGAGUUUGUUUCAGAAGCAUGCCCAUCUCUUCAUGCUGCUGCCCUGUGGAAGGCCCCUCUGCUCGAGCUUAAACAGUAGUGCACAAUUUUAUGCUUACAUGUCCCCGACUCACUGCCUCCAAGUCAGGCAGACCCAGAGGAAUCUGGAAUCCAGAGGACCUGAGCCAAAUGUCCACCAUCCUCUGGUGGCUUCCCAAGCCAACGUGCCUGUUUCUCUUCCUCUGGUGGGAAGAAAGAGUGUUAUGCAGAACAAUUAGAGUUUAUUGUGACAAGAUUGGGAGAAGGCAGCACCUAACACAUGUAGAAUAGGACAGAAUUAUCAAGCAUGGUGUCAUCAGAUGACCCAAACUGCUCAUGUCUUUUGUUUCCAGAGGUGGAGAGUAAUAAUUCUCCCACACUAGCAUCCAUGCUCAUAAAGCAAGUCUCUUAACACGCCCGGGAGGGGAACCAUUGCCCAGUGGUCUGGCCCUUCUCUCCAUUCAUCCCCUGCUCAAGCCCACACUGCAUGUCCCUCCCAGAACGUCCAGAAUGCCUGUGAAAUGCUGUACUUUUAUACCCUGUUCUAAUCAAUAAACAGAACUAUUUCGUA
Messenger RNA from Microtus oregoni (creeping vole), 1916 nucleotides. It is a transcript of the gene Kcnip1, whose product is annotated as potassium voltage-gated channel interacting protein 1. Gene Ontology annotation, molecular function: potassium channel regulator activity; calcium ion binding; transmembrane transporter binding. Lineage: Eukaryota; Metazoa; Chordata; Mammalia; Rodentia; Cricetidae. The record is from RefSeq and is a predicted model, not a curated record. Gene Ontology annotation, cellular component: voltage-gated potassium channel complex. Bases 427 to 1110 code for a protein of 227 amino acids. The transcript is spliced from 9 exons. Gene Ontology annotation, biological process: regulation of potassium ion transmembrane transport.